This is a messenger RNA of Acanthisitta chloris (rifleman), 1265 nucleotides long. RefSeq names its product inhibitor of growth family, member 2 (gene ING2). The transcript has a single exon. Gene Ontology annotation, cellular component: nucleus. Gene Ontology annotation, biological process: positive regulation of DNA-templated transcription. The annotation marks the transcript as partial. NCBI's taxonomy places the organism in Eukaryota, Metazoa, Chordata, Aves, Passeriformes, Acanthisittidae. The record is from RefSeq and is a predicted model, not a curated record.
AAGCGUUAAGAGAAAUAGAUGAUGUGUAUGAAAAGUACAAGUCAGAAAACGACCCUGUUCAGAAGAAACGCUUGCAGCAACACCUUCAGCGUGCGUUAAUCAACAGCCAAGAACUUGGAGAUGAAAAAAUCCAAAUAGUUACUCAGAUGCUAGAACUGGUAGAGAAUAGGGCUCGUCAAAUGGAAACACACUCUCAGUGUUUUCAAGAUCUGUCUGAGAAUGAAAAACCUCUGGAAAAGGCCAAGUUGGAGUCCUGCCAGCCAGAGAGGUCUUCCCGUAGACCUCGUCGCCAGCGCACCAGCGAAAGCCGUGAUCUGUGCCACAUAGCGAAUGGUAUCGAUGACUGCGAUGAUCAGCCACCUAAAGAAAAGAGAUCCAAAUCUUCCAAGAAGAAAAAACGCUCCAAGCCCAAACCAGAGAGAGAGGUUUCACCUGUAGAAUUUGCAAUUGAUCCCAAUGAACCAACUUACUGCUUAUGCAACCAAGUGUCUUAUGGUGAAAUGAUAGGAUGUGAUAAUGAACAGUGCCCUAUCGAGUGGUUCCACUUUUCGUGUGUUGGACUCACAUACAAACCAAAGGGGAAAUGGUAUUGCCCCAAGUGCAGAGGAGACAAUGAGAAAACAAUGGACAAAUGUACUGACAAAUCAAAAAAGGAUAGAAGAUCGAGGUAGUGAAAGCAAUUUAUGUUUUAAAGAGUUGCUCCUUUUAUAUUAAAAUAUUUCAUUUCCAGAGAAUGCUGUUUAGGAAAUGCAGAAGACUAUGCAAUAAUUUUUAAUCUAUAAUAUUAGUGGAGUAUUAGAAGCUGUUAUACCUUCUGUGAUCUUUAACUUUCUGCACUGAAUAACCAAAUGAUUGAAACAGGGUGGCUUCAGACCUUUCACAGAAGACAUUACAAGCAUAUGGUGCUUGGUUUCACUUUAACCCCAUUAGUAUUUUAAAGAAUCUUGAAAUAAUGGUGGUGGGAAAGAUACUGAAGAACUUCUCAUGUUAUGGUAAAGGCGUUGAAAGGCCUCACGUAACUGCUAACAUCCUAACAACUAAGUUUGUUCUUUAUCCCAGGUUUUACGUUUUCAGUUUUUGUGUUAGCAUCACACGUUUGGAGUUAGGGUUUUUGAAUUCAGCUGUAACUGUAAAAGUCUUCCGAGCUAAAAGCAGACCUCUUCAGUGACUUUCAUGUGACCAGUAUGUUAUUUCAAGGAAGAAAAUACCACUAACAUAACCGUUUUUUUUUUCCAUUGUCAAUAUUAAACUCUUGUCUUUGUGAC